Molecule: messenger RNA, 1269 nt
Organism: Zymoseptoria tritici IPO323
Lineage: Eukaryota; Fungi; Ascomycota; Dothideomycetes; Mycosphaerellales; Mycosphaerellaceae
Exons: 2
Coding region: 1-1269 (422 amino acids)
Source: RefSeq, a predicted model, not a curated record
AUGGCCAACCUUCAGCAAAUCCAGUCUCGAGGCAUCUUCCACGGCCUCCCAGUGUACCCGCCAGAGAUCUCCGGUCUGACCGCCGUCAUCACCGGUGCAAAUGGCAUCAGUGGCCAUUACAUGUUGCGAGUAUUGACCAAAGAUCCCAAACGUUGGAAGAGAAUCAUCUGCCUCAGCCGACGACCACCGCUCUCGCCGGCGCAUGUUGAACACAUUCCAUUGGACUUCUUGAAAGAUCCGGAAGACAUUGCGCAAGUGUUGAAAGAGCACAAAGUACAAGCCGACCAUGUCUUCUUCUUCUCCUACAUCCAGCCAACACCGAAGCCGGGAGCUGGACUUUGGAGCAAUGCCGAAGAACUGGUGAAAGUGAACACACAACUCUUGCACAACUUCCUGGAAGCACUGAAGUUGGCGCCCAUCACUCCGAAGCGCUUCAUGCUCCAGGCCGGCGCAAAGAACUACGGUGGCCAUCUCGGACCAACAAAAGUGCCGCAAGAAGAAACCGACCCACGAGUCGAACUCGAGCCAAACUUCUACUACCCACAAGAAGACCUACUAUUCCAAUUCGCCGCCGACACUGGAUGUGGAUGGAGCAUCCACAUGCCUGGUCCCAUCGUCGGCGCCGUACCGGAUGCAGCCAUGAAUUGCGCUUUUCCACUCGCCGUCUACGCAUCCGUGUGCAAGAAGCUCGGAGUUCCUCUUGAGUUUUCCGGAGACAUUGCUUCCUGGCAGAUGCCGCAGUCCAUGUCCGCGGCGCAGAUGAAUGCUUAUCAGGAAGAGUGGGCGGUGCUGCUGGGACCGGCGAAUCAAAAGUACAAUACGUGUGACAACAGUUCGUUUGCGUGGGAGAAGGUGUGGCCGAGGAUUGCGGGUUGGUACGGUAUCGAGUGGAAGGGACCGCAGGAUGGUGAUGUGUACACUGAGAAUGAGUCGAGAUUCAAUCCUCGAGGGUAUGGACCCAAAGGAGUGACGAGGAGGAAGUUUAGGAUGGUAGAUUGGGCGAAGAGGGAGGAUGUCCAGCGGGCCUGGAAAGAGCUGGUGCAGGAGUAUGGCUUGACGCAGGAGUUGAAAGACGUUGAUCGGAUAUUUGGCUUCUUGGAUGGGACGUUGUGCAGACCUGCACCGCUGAUGUUCAGCAUGGACAAGGCGAGGAAGCAUGGCUGGCAUGGUUUUGUCGAUUCGUCCGAGGCCAUUCUGGAAGUCUUCCAAGACUUUGAGAGACUGAAGAUGAUUCCUCCGGUGCCUUUGGUCAAGGUCAGCUUCAAUUAG